Messenger RNA from Pleurotus ostreatus (oyster mushroom), 693 nucleotides. RefSeq lists its product as uncharacterized. The transcript is spliced from 7 exons. NCBI's taxonomy places the organism in Eukaryota, Fungi, Basidiomycota, Agaricomycetes, Agaricales, Pleurotaceae. The record is from RefSeq and is a predicted model, not a curated record. Bases 1 to 693 code for a protein of 230 amino acids.
AUGAUGAUUCGACUAUGGCUCUUGUUCUGCUGGAUUAUCUCUGUGCUCGCCUCGCCAGUCCAGCAACCACUUGAAGGACCACAGGGCGACCACAAUAUCAAUGGAUGGAUAGAUCCCAGGCUGAACGGCGGCCGCUUCCUAGAUUUCACAACCAAGAGAUAUGGCGAACCACUGAAUGUCAUCAUUUCAUCGCAUUCCGACCCCUUCAUUCUCACCGAGGACGGAUUCCAGAGUUAUUCCAAGUCCAUCGGCUUUUCUAGAGAGUGUUUGGGGCUUCAUUAUGGCAAUAUCCAUGACGCCGAUUUGGGCGACGGUGACGGCAGGAAGCCAGAGCAGUUCCUUGCUCGCCAGCACUACUUUCCUGUCUUUGGGACUUGCUGGGAGAGCUUAGCAGGGGGGCACCACUUUAGAGCCUGGAAGCAGAACGGGACAAUGGCAAACUCGGGGGCGUGGUUUCUAGGGGUCUCCAAGGAAGAGAACUCUAGGAAGCAUCACGAUAUCGUGCCGAACGGAUAUAACCUAGGCCGUGACUGGUUGGUGAACAAGGCUGUGUCCGGAAGUAGCUGGAAAGGUAUCUGGUGGAAAGCCCAUGUCGAAUGGCGCCAUGGACUGCUAGAAGAAGGGAAGAAAGGAGUCAACCAUGGAAUCCCUCAAGAUGGGCGUGUCGCCAUCUUGACUAUCCUUCGCGAAUGA